Messenger RNA from Rhododendron vialii, 937 nucleotides. Its product is annotated as GEM-like protein 4. The coding region runs from base 157 to 666 and encodes 169 amino acids. The transcript has 4 exons. Lineage: Eukaryota; Viridiplantae; Streptophyta; Magnoliopsida; Ericales; Ericaceae. The record is from RefSeq and is a predicted model, not a curated record.
AAUAUACAUGAAAACUUCCCUCUUAACAUCACAAAAAAAAAUUCGACCAGCUCAAUCACAUAUCAAGCUGAGAGGACACCAAAAAGGCUUUUACAGGACCACCCAGCUACCCAAUACCAUGUCAGAUCUCUGAAACUGAAACAGAAUAAAGAAGAUAUGAUGAACAAAGCUGGAGGAAAAGAAGACAACCUUGCAAAUGGCAUCCGAGAUCAGGUGAGAUUGGGGCCAAAGAUCUCUGAAACUGUCAAGGGGAAAUUGAGCUUGGGGGCUAAAAUUCUUCAAGCAGGUGGAGUGGAGAAGAUUUUCAAGCACCACUUUAAUGUUAGAGAGGGAGAGAAGCUGCUAAAGGCUUCUCAAUGCUAUUUAUCAACAACAGCAGGCCCUUUAGCAGGCCUCCUCUUUAUCUCCACUGACAAAGUUGCCUUCUGUAGUGAGAGAUCCAUCAAAUUUUCUUCCCCAAGUGGCGAGUUGAUUAGAAUUCGUUACAAGGUGACAAUCCCAGUAGGAAAGGUGUUGAGAGCCAACGAAAGCCAAAACGUAAAGAGACCAUCACGGAAGUACAUAGAAAUAGUUACCGUGGAUAAUUUUGAUUUCUGGUUUAUGGGGUUCCUGAACUAUCGGAAAACUUUCACAUAUCUUCAGCAGGCAAUUUAUCAGAUUCAAUGACCUACAAAUCACUCCAACAGAACUAUUUCCCUUCAUCCGCUCAGUCAGAUGUUUUAGUAUCAGAAACCAAACCAUACUGAGAGAAUUAGUAGUUGCAGUUAUGAACAAUUUCAAUUACUUGGGCUUUGGCAUCCUGUGCAUCAUUUCGCUUCAAUUGCAUUAUGGCAAUGCAGAAUCAUCUCCAGCAUAUGAAAUGAAUAUUACCUGGCAGCUAGCCUGUUUUCCAGGAGAAGAUAGGCAAAAAAGUAAAAUGAUGAAUAGCUUUCCUAUU